CUCACUGUCCGAGUGUCCCUGGGGGAAAAAAGAAAUGAUUGUUUUUAGUGGACCAACCGUACCGAGCCGAACGGCGUUACAAUGGUCACGCUUGGGAAAUCCUUUGCAAGAAUCAUUAUGGAACGUCGAUCAACCGCAGAGAUCCGUCAAACCCUUCGAUUUAGCCAAGCAAAAACAAGUGAAUCUGUCCGACUUGGCCAAUGUCACCAUUGACAUUUUAUGUCGACUUCAGAUACUUUACAACAACAACAACACCGGUGACGAAUGGGUUUGGGAGUUGUCUGACGUCAACAUUAGCGAUAUCGUUGACGCCCUCGGAUUGGAUGGAUAUGUAGCGCUAAGUGACGUCAUCGUACUGCCCCUAUGGUUUAAAAUCUUGAUGACACUGCUCUUUGUCGGUUGCCUAAUUUGGGCUUGCAUCAGUAACGUGCGCAUGCUCGUCGCCAUUGGCAUUCGCAGAUCGUCUUGGUCCAAAACAAAUGUGCUGAUCGGAGCUUUAGCCCUAAGCGACUUGUUGACUGUCAGUUGUGCCACUCCGACCGAAAUCUCGUUCGUGAUUAAUGACCUGAAUGUUUGGAAUUUCGGACAACUGGGUUGUGUCAGUUUCCCAUUCCUACAGAGCGCUGCCAUUCUUAGUAAUGCGCUCAUUUUGUGUUUGAUUGCAUACGAUCGCUAUGUCUGUGUGGUCAAGAUGCAUCCAAAUGCCAUCAAUCAAAAACCAGGAUGGUCAAUCGUAGGGUCUAUAAUAACUGUUUGGAUCGUUUCUAUCGGUAUCGCUCUGCCCUCAUUUUGGAUUUGGCGCGUCUACUAUUUCAUUUUGGUUGACGACAUUCCUGACCCAGAAAUUGGAAUGGACUUUUGCAGUGUUUUCCCAACAUGCAACGACAACUCCAAAUUAGGUCCUAAAGUCUAUCCGGCCUAUCAUAUUAUGUUAUGUGGGGCCAUUUUCGUACCACUAUUCCUCCUCUUCGUGGUACUCUACGGCCGAAUUGGUCAUUUCCUCUGGGUACGUUCGCCGAUUGGAACAGGUGAUUCAUCUAACCUCCAACUGGCAAGGAAGAAACGAAUAGCUUGGGCCCUAUUCUGGCUUGUGUUUUGGUUCUUCUUUUGCCGAAUGCCCAACUGGAUUUUCGUGGUGGUCACAAUGUUUGUAGAUGAAGAACAAACCAGCGGCUUGCAAAUGCUAAAAAGUACUUUGGUGUUUCUUUCGGUACUAAACACCCUCAUCAAUCCAUGGCUCUACUCUCAGCUCAACGAACCACUGAAGAAAAAUUUGAAAAGUUGCAAUGAAAAGCUCUGUGGGCAAAUCUCCAGUUUGUAUUGUUGUGGCACUGACAGUAAAAUUGGUCUUCAAGACGAACAAGAACAACAAAAUCAAGUCGAACCGGAAGAGCCGAGAGUCGUUCAACAACAACCAAACGAAGUAGCCAUUUUUACACUUGCCAACAAACAAGUUCACGUCGAUGUGGUGACCCUGUCAAGUUCCAAGAACAAAACACGCCAAACUUAUUUGGAAUGACCAUUGGAUAUAUUUUUCAAUUAAAUACUUUUUUUUUUCAAAAUUAUAAGCUUAUUUAUACGUAUCAAUAUUUAAAAA
Messenger RNA from Daphnia pulicaria, 1597 nucleotides. RefSeq names its product QRFP-like peptide receptor. Gene Ontology annotation, biological process: neuropeptide signaling pathway. NCBI's taxonomy places the organism in Eukaryota, Metazoa, Arthropoda, Branchiopoda, Diplostraca, Daphniidae. Bases 35 to 1519 code for a protein of 494 amino acids. Gene Ontology annotation, cellular component: membrane. The transcript has 8 exons. The record is from RefSeq and is a predicted model, not a curated record. Gene Ontology annotation, molecular function: neuropeptide receptor activity.